GAGAAGAAAGGACAUGAUGUAAAAGAUCUUUUGGGAAAUAAUAGGACAAUGGUUUCUUGGUUUCAGCUCUUUUUUAUACUUUGGAUCUUACCUCAAACGGCAGAGGGGACACAUUUCCGUGGAGGAAUUUUAAUGUGGAAACCGACAAACAACGAGAAUGAAGUCAUAAUUACAUUCCGGAUGGCAUGGAGACGUACUUACAGCAGUCUAACAAGGUGUGAUAGGACAACUAUUGAAGACGGUGAUAUCAUUGCUAAUCUUGGAAAUGUGGUGUGUUUUGAUUGCUCUUCUCAAACGAUUUCAGAUGUCGGAAUCGUUUGCACCGAUUUUAGUUUACAGGAAGAUUGGACACAGGGGGAACGCAGCUUUACACACACUUUUCAGGAUAAAGCUGCUCAAUUUGGAUUUACUGGAGGAGAUUGGAUAUCGCUUGUAUCUGGGGGUGGAGACUGGGAAAUGCGCACAACAGUUGACCUAAACCGGAGACGUGACACCGGUAAAAUUAACUCAUCCCCCGUCUCUGCUAUGCCUCCGAUCAUACGCCUACAGCACGGAUGUGAGCACAACAUAACUAUCCCAGUUUAUGACAAAGAUAAUGACACAGUUCGAUGUAGAUGGGCGGAAUCCUCUAAGAGGGAAUGCGGUGGAGUCUGUCGUUCCUUUCCAAAUUCCUUCCUUGACGAGAAAAGAUGCGAGAUUUCAUACAUUGCCAAAUACAAAACUGGCUGGUACGCUGUCGCAAUUCAAAUUGAGGACUUCAGUCCAUUAAACUCAACGCAUGCGCUUAGUAGUGUUUCCCUUCAGUUCCUUGUAAACGUUUUCUCUUCUGAUAAACCUUGCCAAGACAAACCGAAGUUUAUAAUGCCAACACGGUUAGACGGUGCAUGUGUCGGUAUCCCAAUAAAUUCUACUUGGACUGAACAAGUCAUAGCUCGGAGUGGUGCGGACGGAGUAAACAUCACUGAAAUAACCACUGUAUCACCACCUGGACUGACGACCUCACCCUUACAAAAAUAUGCCAUGUCAAAUAGGGAAUGGUAUAUUAAUGUUACCUGGACCCCCAAACCAAGUCAGACCGGUGAAAACACCUUCUGUUACACAGCCAGCGACUCAGACAGUUUGGUGUCAGAGAAAACCUGUAUCAAGCUUUUUGUCGGAGUGGAGCCACCACAAAUCGUAUCUUAUCAGCCCGUUGGAGAAAUACUACCCACACAGAAGUUCUUCAUUAUCAACUUCGAUUUGCAGGUCGUGCAACCAUCCCAAAGAGCCUUCAUUUAUUUCUACACAAAAACUGGUAAUCUCAUUUCCAAAAUAGAUGUUUCUCAGAGUGAUUCAGCUGUAUAUUCAUUGGAUAGCACCAAUUCAUGGAACUGGAUACUCCGCAUUACACCAGAUUUUGAACUGAAAGAAAAAGUUCAUUAUUAUAUCAAACUUGACCCAGGUAUUGCCAAAGGUGUAACUGGUUGUGGAGCUGAAUCGUCUGCUCUGUGGGAUCCCAGUAAUUGGACUUUCCGCGUCAGAGAUGUUUCACCACCAAUUUUGACAUUCUGUGCAUGUAAUCCAUCCGUGACAGGCGGAAAUAUAACUUUGAAAUGGGAUUUUGAUGAACCUGUCUUGUAUGUUAAUUGCACUCUACAGAACGAAACACAUUUCUCUAAUACACAAUGUAAAGAAACUUCAUGGACAUCUGGAGAUUUCAACGAAGGAUUUUACACUUUGUUUGUUCAAGGAACAGAUUUUGAAAAUAAUACCGCUAAUCAAAAACCAUUUACAUGGUUUGUUGAUAAGACAGGUCCAAUUUUAACAAUGAUGAAAACUCCAACAAGGUUAAGCAAUCAAAAUACGGCAAUAUUUGAAAUGAUCUGCAACGAGCGGUGUCGCAUAUCCUGUAGUCUUACACCCAAAAACAGCUUAUCUUCAUUUACUCAAUGUAGUGCUCAAAUACAAACUCGUCAUUUGAUUACCAAACCUAAUCUGAUCAGUGGUAUUGAAUACAAAUUUGAAGUAAUGGGCAUUGAUGAAUCUGGAAACAGGGGAGAGGCCUUACUCUAUGAAUUUGAAACAGAUUUUGAACUACCAUAUGUUGAACAGUUGCCUAAUCUUUCUGUGGAAUGUCAAAACGCUCUUACUCUAAACAUUACCGGAAGACCGAAUGCAACAGACAACAUUGGAAUUAAAAACCUAACCUACAGCGAUCUCAUGCUCGAUAAUUGCAAAGUUAAAAGAUCGUGGACUGCAUAUGACCUUGCAGAGAAUAAGAAUAGUAUGACUCAAAUAAUUAGUAUCAUAUCUAGUAGCGGACCAGUUGUUGUCCUACCUUCAGAUGUUGUUAUUGCAUGCGGAUCACUAUUGCAAAUUACAGAGGACGUUCUAAAACCCUCUGUUCAAGUGUACCAUCCCUGUGGUCUCGAGGUAUCAAUUGUUUUUAAGGAUCCGUCUGAAAUAGGAAAUGGCUGUGGGUUCACUUUUGUGAGAAAUUGGACUGUCUCUAACAAUUGUGGAAAAACAAUUGUAGGGUUUCAGACAAUAACAGUUAUGGAUCCUCAAGACCCAAUAACUCCAAAAAGAGGCGAGAUAACGGAUUUGCGACCUCUUCUUAGCUGGCCCGAAGGCUUAAAAACUGCAAGAUAUAGAUUAUUUAUAUGGAAUGCAAGAAGAAGUAGACCAAAGUCGUAUAAUUACUUUGGACCAAAUACAUGGUUUCAGUGCCGUGAUCUUCAACAAGGUGAAAAAUAUUACUGGCAGGUUGAAUAUAUCACCAAAGACAAUAUUACACAGUAUAGCCCCCGAUGGAAUUUCGUAACAAGAUCUUACAUCGAUCUUUCCAUAAUUAAAAUCACGAUUCCCCCUUUGGCCCACUCAGGACAAUCCUUUCAAGUUCGUUGGAUAGUUCAAAACAUUGGCAAAGCAUCAACCUCUUACUAUGAGUACUGGAAUGACAGAGUAUAUUUGGGAUUUACCGAAGACAUAAGUAGCGCAAGACUGGUCGCCUCAAUUUUUCAUCGGAAGAUUAUCGCAGAAAACGACACGUACCAAGGUAUAACCGAGGUUAGAUUACUUGUUGAUGACAUUGGAACAGCGUUUAUAUUUGUAAGCGUGGAUACCUUUCGUUACCUUGAAGAUCUUGACAGAUCUAACAAUUUUAUUAGAAGUCGUAAAACUGUGAAUGUACAGCUAACACCUCCACCAGAUCUGAUAAUCGAGAAUAUUGAUAUUCCAUCAACAACGUUUUCAGGACAAAAUAUCCAACUGCAGUACAAGAUCAAGAAUGUCGGUAAAGGAUCCACAAAAUCCGGCAGUUGGACGGACUCCGUUUAUUGGUCAAAGGAUUCAAUAUAUGACGGAUCGGACAAAUUUAUGUUUUCAACAACUAGAAAUGAAGUUCUCUUGGCUGGGAGUUCAUACCUAACAAAGCAACUUCUGAAAAUUCCCCAAAAUAUUUACGGAGUUUUUCACAUUCUCAUUCGAACUGAUGCGAACGAUAAUGUGUUCGAGUACACUGAUGAAGACAAUAAUUGGUUGGCAUCGGAACCUCUUGAGGUUACAUUAUCACCUCCUCCAGAUCUAAGCGUAGUGAACCUUAAAAUAAGCAAUUUUAGGUCUACUUUUUCAACUGGAGAAAUUGUGCAAAUAGAGUGGACAGUACGAAAUGAGGGGUCUCGGCAAUCUGACGUUUCCAUGUGGAUAGACGCAAUUGUUUUAGAAACCAAUUCGAAAUGGAGAAUGAUCCUAGAAGAAAUUUACAUUCAUCACACAUUAAUGCCAUAUCAGCAAUAUACAGAGUCCAUUUUGUUUAUGAUUAACCCUACUGUUGAGAGUGGACGAUACAAUUUAUGCGUUAUCACUGAUGAAAGUCAACGAGUAUUUGAAUAUCAAUCUCGAGAAAAUAACAAACAGUGCAUUCAUUUCAAUGUAUCCCAGUCACUUCCGGAUCUACAAAUUGAGGAAAUGUCUUUAAGUUUACAUGUUGAUGAAUUCGGUUAUAACGUUUUAAAUGUCAGUUGGGCUGUACUAAACACUGGAAGUGGACCAACAAUUUCAAACACAUGGACUGACAGUAUUACCAUUCAAAAUUCCCACUCUCCAAAAUCUAUAUUUGACGUGCCUAUACAAUUAACAUCAUUAAUUCCUGGUCAAAAAUAUUCUCAAACAGCAUCGCUAAGACUAAGCGAAAGAAUGUAUGGCCGAAUAUCUGCUUUUCUUUAUGCUGACAAGUUUGGGCAAUUAUAUGAAAAUGAUGAAAACAACAACCAAGACAACCGGGAAAUCAGUGUCCCCUUAAAAGUUCCAAAUCUGAAAGUUAUAGCUUUUAAGAUCUUAAAUAACACUGUUUAUAGUGGUGAAAUGAUGCACAUAAGAUGGACAGUUCUCAUUACAAAUGUUGCAAUAUCAGACAAAUUAUUUUGGACAGAUAUAUUGAAGAUUAAAUUUGAACCAAAUGAUUUCAUGACUGAAACUUUCGUCAGAAAAAUGAAGGGGCCUCUAUUAAUUGGAGAUUCUUAUUCUUGGACCGUUGAAGCACAGAUUCCUAAAAAUUUUAUUGGAUUUGGACACUUGAAUCUAGUCAUAAACAAUAAUAGAGGAGUGUUUGAAGGGACUGAUUUACUUGAUAACUCGAAAAUUAUAUCUGUCAAAGUUUUAUCCCCACCAUCACCAGAUUUAGUAGUAACAGCAAUUCAAAAUUAUCUUGUGUCGAAGCAAUCUCGAUUGCUAGUAGUUAUUUGGACUGUUAAAAAUACUGGAAAUGGUAUGAAAGGGAAGAAAGAUUGGGUAGAUGAUAUUAGCGUGCAAGCAACAGGAGAUAGCGUCAGCAAAAUCUCUAUAGCGUCGCAGAGACAGUCUUGGCAGCUUGAGAGUGGUGCCGAGUACAUAGUUAAUAAGACUUUGAUAAUUCCUUCGUCACUAGUUGGACAUUUUCACAUCAAUGUUACAACAGACAUUAACAAUGAAGUACAGGAGGUGAAUGGGGAAAACAACAACUGGAAACUAAGUGAUAGCUCAAUUUCCUUUCCUGAACUUCCGAAAGUCGAUUUGAAAGCAAUUGUUACUUCAACGGGUGCAUGCCGGUUGAAUGGUGUUGAAUCUUUCUGUAUUUCAUUCAAAGUUAUUAAUGAGGGAGAAAUAUCAACAAAAACAUCUUGGAAUGACGCUAUAUUUAUAUGCAACAGUAACGUGAAAAGCAACCAGAAAUUCGAAAAGCUUGCUCUCAUCAACCACAUUGGAAAAUUAUCACCUGGAGAAUCUUACUCUGUGAAUACGUCUGUACUAUUGCCGUUUGAAAUAAGCGAUGAAGAAAACUACAUUAUAGUACUACCUGAUUAUAUGGACAACUACCAGUCCAGAAACAGACUUCAGACAAUUGAUUGCUCUGUUACACAUGGACAUUUUCCAAUAAAAGAUCUUCUAGAGUAUCAAAUGCGUACAUUUUGUGCAAAUCUUCAAGUAGAUAUGGUCUCUAAAGCGUAUUCAUUUACAGCGGGUGAACUAAUUAAUGUUGAAUAUAACAUAAGUAAUUCAGGAUUCUGUGAUGUGAAAAAACAACUCUAUGUUGCAAUAUACAUAAGCAGCAGUAUUGAGGAUGAUCCGUUUGAAUGGAAAAUCAACACAACGCAAAUAUCGGACUCUAUAUCCAAAAAUGAGACGAAAUCUUUUUCCUCUUUAAUUCAACUUCCUUUUGAUAUAGAGAGUAAAGACUACUUUCUGGUGAUGCAAGUUGAUUCCCGACACGAAUUAAUUGAAUUAAACGAAAACGAUAAUAUUGCAAUAUCUGUGUUGAAAAUUAAACAAAAUAUUCGGACAGAUAUAGUGGUAUUUAACGUGAGUUCACCAGAGGAGACUGAGUACGGUGAGAAAUUAACCGUUCAGUGGUCCAUCUUGAAUAACGGUUCCGAGCAAGUUAGUGGAUACAAAUGUGAUUCUGUUUAUCUGUCACAGGACAGUCAAUGGAGCGUGACUGAUGAACUUCUAGGUAAAAUGCAGUGUGGUCGUAUUAGCAUUCAUAACAGAACCUCUGGGGGUAUCGUCGAGACAUAUUCUGCUAUACUACCACCGUUGGCAUCAGAGACCUAUAAAACAAUUGUAAAGAGUCGCACAAAUUUUGAAGACUACAACCAAACAAACAAUAUUGGUGUAUCCAUAAACAGCACAUUUGUUCGAUAUCCGAUCUGCAGCCUUGAGCAAAAUAAAUCUUUUUCCAUAUCUCCAAAUCAACUAAAGAUCUUUUUAAUACCUUCUGUUCCUGCAGCACAAACUAUGAUCAUUCGAACAGAAUGCAAUGUCUCGUUUGUUUUUCACGAAGUUUAUAUCAAAUAUGAAAGUGCACCGAGUGAGUAUGAUUUCGACUACUCGGUUGAAGAUCCAUUUAAAUCUUAUCAAGAAAUUGUUGUAACAAAUACACGUGGAGGAAAUUAUUAUAUUUUAUUGAAGACGUCCGGUUCAAGAAAUAUAAACAACCCUGUCUUUCUUUCUCUCCUACCUAAGCUUGCUAAAUUUGAAGUAAUUAAUUCUUUUCCAAAAACAGCAACAGCUCGCGGAAAUAUAACAUUGAAAAUAAGUGGAACUCUUCUUCCUGAAAAUUUUUCCGCCUGCUUAUUUAAUUCUACUUUCACUGUUCAGAGUGAUAAGGAAUACUGGUUUUCAUCAUCGUUAGUUGCCGCAACAUUUGAUGCCGCGCAUUUGAAGAAAGACUCAACUUACAGUUUAAACCUGACUGAUCAUGAUUCUCAAGUAAUAUCCAGUUUCCAAAAUGCAUUGAUUAUAAAAAAUGGUAGAGAUGGAUAUAUCACGGUAAAGAUAUCUAUGCCAGAAACUCUUUUCCUUGGGCAGAGAGAUACUAUGCAUGUUGAUAUUAAAAAUUCUGGUGACUCUGAAAUGUAUUCUCCACUGAUUCACAUUGAAGCAAUUGGUGGUCAGUUAAAGUAUAUUCAUGAUUUUGAAAAUGAUGAUUGGACUAGUGGUAGGACAAUUGUAAUUGGAUCUCCUGAUGGUCCUGCUGGAAUGUUAUUACCAUUAGAAGCAAGCAGGCUGCAAUUUGAAAUCAGAUCAUCCACUCCAAACGUACCAAAUGAAAUGAAAGUAGUUGUCUCGAGAAUGAAGUAUUCGAACGAAAAACACUCAUAUAUAAACAUGAAGCUUACGAUGAAACCAACUUUUCUAGAGGAAGCUGUAUGGGAUGUCAUUUGGCAAAAUUUCAUCGGACUUGUUGGUGAAUCAUGGUUCUCCCUUCAAUAUAAAAUUUCUGAGGUGAUGAAUGAAAUAUCUGUAUUUGGUCUUCGUCAAUAUAGUUUGGACAAUGUUGUUAAACAUCUCUUGUACAUAGCUGAGGGUCUUUGCGAGGAAAAAUAUAUGGUGAAAGCUUUCGACUUUGGGAAGGCAAGUCAAUUUGGAGUAAAAUUAGAUAUAAUCCGUUUAUAUCCUCGGCGCUUUGGUCUAAGAAGAGGAAAAGGUCCAAUAGGAUUAGGAUGGAUGAUGCCCUAUUGGGAAACAUCUUUGGUUGGCAUAGACGAAGGUCUUGCAAUACUUAACUGGAAAAGAGAGGAGAUCGUAUUUACAGCGUAUGGAAUCGGAAUGUACAGUAACGCGGAAUGGGGAAAUCUAACGCUCUCCUUUCAGGAUACACUUUCAUAUUUGGAUACUGAAACGAACGAAGUUUAUCACUUCAACUUCACAACUGGAAAGAUCGAAUAUGUUAUCCAAGAAAAUGAGAAAAUUGAGUUUACUUACGACAUAAAUGGUCGUCUCUCUUCACUAUAUUCCGAGUACAUGGAAGUUGAUAUUAUCUACAAUGAACAUAACAAUAUAGCAGAAAUAUCUAGACGUGACAAUUCGACUUCUGAAUAUGAAAAAUGUUCCUAUGGCUACAAUGAAAGAGGCUAUCUAUCUUCCGUUUAUUGUGGCAAUCAGAAAAUUUCUUAUAAGUACAAUGAAAACGGUGAUCUUGUGACAAUUAAUGAAGGCAGAAGUAUGAGAAAAGCUUUCCGGUACACUCUCAAUCAUCUUCUUAGAUCCGAAGAAAACUUUAUAAAUGAUGAGCUAAUUUCAAAGAAAAUUUAUCACGAUUUCCAAAAUGGAAGACUUGACAUAAUACACGUACCACAAAAUACCAAAGAAUCUUACUGGGUAUCUCAUGAAGGAAAUAUCAUAGGACAUAAGAAGAAUAGGUAUCCGAUCGUGAAAACCUUACGGAGGCAAAAUGUAGCAGAAACCAUGGAAGGGGAUUUGAUCGUGAAGAAACUCAUAACAAGUGGUGAAAUAACAGAAGUGCAAGAUGCCAAUGGUGAUAGUAUUGGGUUUUUAAACAACGACGAUGGAUAUCGUGUAGUUUAUGUGGAUGGUAAUGUAAAUCCUUACUAUCUGUUCAGGUCACGCAACAAUUCUAUACAUACGAUAAAAUAUCCUGACAACUCAAAUGAGACAUAUGUUAGCUUGGGUGAUGUCGUUGUGCACAAAGACCAAAGAGGAAUAGAGAGUACGUAUUAUUAUGAUAAGUUUCAGAGAUUGACACUGCGAGAAUCAGAAGUCAACUAUGUUCAGUUCAAAUAUACAGAAAAUCAUAAGAUACAGUCUAUCAAGGAUUCACAAUCCCAAAUCACCUUUAUGUAUGACGAAUUUGGACGACAGAAAGGGUUCACUACUGAGGUUAACGUCACAGUAUUUAAAACUGUCGAUGAUUCCAAUCGUCUGAGAAACAUAAGGAUUGAAUCCGACCCUUAUGACAUAGUAUAUGAUUAUAAUUUGUAUGGAAACAUAAAAUCUGUGAAGGACAACACUGAUGGUAAAAUCAUUGUUACAGCAGUUUAUUAUGAAAAUGGGUUAAUAAAUACAAAAAUUCUUGGAAAUAAUGCUACCACACAUUAUGAAUAUGAUGAGAAAAUAAGGCUUCCUAAGGUGAUAUCAAAUUUUUACCCAAAUGGCACAGUGUCUUCUGAGUUUAGAUACACAUAUGACAUGAGAGGACGACUUUCCUCUAUGCAGACAAUUGAUGGCACAUGGAGUUUUGCUUACGAUUUAUCUGGACAACUCAUAUCGAUGAAGGAUCCAUUCAACGCGACGACCCUCCUACAAUAUGACCAAAGCAAAAAUCGACUAUCUGUGAUUCAAAACGGCAUUUCAAAACUCUACCAAGUGAACAGUUUAAAUCAGUAUGUUUCCAUUGAUGGCGAACAACAUUCCUAUGAUAAAAAUGGAAAUAUGUUGAGGAAGUCAAAUCUUUUAAUGGAAUAUGAUUUAGAUAAUAGAAUCUCUUGGUUUGCCUCUGAAAACGUAACGUGUCAAAUUCAAUAUAAUACACUUGGCCAUAUAAGAAGAAAAAGGUGCAAUGACAGUGAUGUGACAUAUUUGACAGAUAUAUCGGGAAGAAUAUUAAAACAGAUAGAAGAAUCUCAAGGAGUCACUAAGUACCAUAUUUAUUCCGACGGAUUAGGCUUAAUUGCAACAAAAGAAAAUAACAAAUAUUUUUAUUAUCAAUAUGAUGGCUUUGGGUCUGUUGUGAAUAUCUUAGAAAGACAAGGAGAAACUGUAGAUAGUUUUGCUUAUGAACCAUUCGGGGCUGUCUUAUCGUCAUCCAAAGGAACGCAAGAUCACUUUCGAUACCUCGGACAAUGGGGAGUGCUUACAUUUUUUGAAAUGCCCAGUAUAUAUAUCUUUGGUUCAAGACCGUACGAUUCUAAAAGUGGACGUUUUUUCACCAAAGAUCGAGAAGGAAUAUUUUGUCAACAGCCUAACCUUUACAUGUUUAAAGGAAAUAAUCCUUUAAAUAUGAAUCUUGUGCAAUACCUCAAUGAAAAUCAACGCUGUAGUCUUAACGAGCUAGAUGUAGAAACAACAGUGGAUCAUUCUUACAGAAAAGCUGUGUCCAGACUCUACGAAGGGAACAAUGCAUAUCUCCUCAAAAUCCAGAGGAGAAAGAGAUCAGUUAAUGAAAACGAACAAACAAGCCAAAAACAAACCUCAACUGACAAUAAAAAAUCAACCACCAAACCACGUCGAAGAAAACGUUUUAACGAAGGGAAUGGAAUUAAUAAUAUCAUUGAUGAUUUUAAGGAAUCAAAUAAAUAUUAUCAGGGACUUUCAGACUGUGGGAAACAUCUUGUAGACAAAGGUGUAAAUAAAGUUGUUGGUUGGGUAAAAAAAUCUCUUAAAGCUACACCUUGGGGCAGAGUCGCCAUGGGGAUAAUUGAUGUGGGUGGAUUUUUAUACAAACACAGAAAGUGCAUUCUAUCUCCAUGUGACUGCUUAGACAAUGCGAUACAGUCAUAUCAUGAUACCAAAAAGAAAAUAGAGUCCCUUUUGAAUGAUGCCAAUGCUCGGCGGGAUGCUAUGAACAAAUUCUGUGAUCGUUGGAAUCCUCCAUGUAGAAUUGUAGACAGUGCACCUUCAUUUGCUUGCAAAGCUGCCGGGGCUGUCAUCAAUAGUCAAUUUCACCAUUUCAAGGGUGGAUUACAAAGAAUGUAUGACAAAGUAAAACCAUACACCGAAAAAUUAGAUAAAGUGGCGGACUUUGCAUCAAAGGCUUGCGAUGAUCCUUCCAAAUUAGGGGAAGAAUUCACGAGAUGGAUUGGCUCAUUUGAUCCCAAUGAUAUACUGGGACCAACAGGAUACGGAGCAGCCAGAUUUAUAACCUCCAAAGCAGAGUUGGUUUACAAGAUACGAUUUGAAAAUAUGGAAAAUGCAACAGCACCAGCCCAAAGAGUUUUCAUCGAAAUAAUCUUUCAGCAUAAACUUAACUCGAGAACCUUCCGUCUGGGAAGCUUUGGAUUUGGAGAAUUUGUUAAAGAAUUGAGUUUCAAGCAAUCUUUUAUACAGGAAACUGUAAACCUCACAGAGGAGUACGGUGUUUUUGUUCAUAUAAGGGGUGGAUUAGACGUCAUAAACAAUAAGGCAACAUGGGAAUUUCAGGCUAUAAAUGGAAGCACUGGAUUACCUCCCUCGGAUCCAUCAGUCGGGUUUCUUCCCCCAAACAACGGAACAACGGGACAAGGAUUCGUCACUUUCUCCAUUAGACCAAGUUCUGAUGUCAAGUCUUUGGAUAAGAUAACUGCCAAAGCUGUCAUCAUAUUUGAUCAAAACGAACCCAUAGAUACGCCUGAAAUAUUUAAUACAAUUGAUGACGAUCCUCCGUAUGUUCAUAAUGUCUCUGUUAAUAGGGAGGCUAUGGUUUAUGGAUCAUUAAUCUUAAAUCUAGAUGUUAUAGACAACGAAAGCGGCUUAGAUUACAUUGAUAUACUUUAUGCAGAUUCGGAUUUGGUUCUUUUGGUAAGUGACGUAAGAGAAAAUGCAGUAUCCCUACCUGUGGAUCCCGGAAAAAACCACACUAUAAUUAUUUAUCCCGUUGAUAAGAUCGGAAACUCUGGAACACUCCAAACCGUUUCAUCGAGCAACAUUUUCACCUUAUUUUACCCACGCCCAGAAGUGCGAUGUAAUGAUCUGAACAAUUGUUCUGGGAAUGGGCGUUGCGAAGCCAUCAACUUUUGCUCGUGUUUUGAUGGAUUUUAUGGAAGAAACUGUGCAGAAACUUCACCACCCUUGGAUCCGCCACUACUGGAUGUGUUUUCUGGAGACCAGGGCAAUUCUACUUUGCCACUGUAUCUCUCUUCAAAACUAAUCACGAAUGUGAAGAACGCUGACAUAUCCAUUCAAUGCAAGGGUUUCCCUGACCAAUCCCUUUUCUCGGUGGGAACCGUCAAGGGAGAUACACUUCAUUUAGGUGCAACAGAUUUUGGUGAUGUCCUUUACAUGCCUCCACCGGAAUAUGUUGGCAAUUUUUCCUUACAAAUUUCAUCAUUUGUAUCCGUGAUUGAUUCCUCUGAUAUAAGUAAAAGAGAAACCACAAUACAGGUCACAGUCAAGCACAGCGUCAGCAAUAUGGACAGGCAGAAGUUUAAGGAGACGUAUUUUGGACCUACAAAAACCGACACAGCUCCUUUGAUGACGGCGGGUAUAUGUACAACUGUUACUGGUCUGUUCACAACAAUUCUCCUCAUGUAUGGAUGAGCCUCUUUGAUCAAGAUAUUUAUUUGUUGUGCCUAAUAAGCUGUGUGAACCCGUUUACAUUUUAGGAGAAGGAUUCAAGCACACCUUGAACAUCUUUUAAUGCUUAUAAGCUAGUGCAUUAACUUUUAAUUCAAUGCAGAGAUAUUGUGUUGUUUCUGUACAGAGACCAGAAAAACACCCAAUCCUCACUAGAAAUUUUAUUUUGAUUUGAACCAUUAAGUAUAAAUAUGUUAUGUAUUGACAAUAAACGCGGAACUCUAAAAAUCAUAAUCAUCUCAAAAGAUCACAGUGUUUGUAAAAUACUGUUAAGAUGUAUUUUUUAACUCUCUUAUCAUAAAAUGUAACCUUGGCGAAGAUUGCACACAAAUUAAGGCACAAUCGUCUGAAGUCCGAAAUGAUUUAAUGUUGUUCCAUAUUGUCAAACAUCAAGGUUAUUCACGAAAGUAUAGCUAUGUGAAAUGGGUUUUCAAACCACGCACCUUUUAUUUACUUCUGAAAUGAAAUUGUAUUCGUGAAUGUUUACUUUUAGUAUAUGAUUAUGUGGAUAAAUGCAUAGAUUGGAUUUUUUCAUUAUGUUUUUAGAAGAUCGUAUUUACAUGUAACAGAGGCAUUUUUAAACCUGUUUAAAUAUAACGUGGACCUUUUAUGUUUUAUCAGAUCUUCAAUCAUAUUUAAUAUGAAUAGUAUAGUGUAUUCGUAGCAUUCUCAUGUGCUUAAUGAAUUAGUAGGUUUUCAUACAUUCUAGAGUAUCCAAUUUUCUAAUAUUUUAUAUUGUACAAUUGUUGUUUUAUUUUAGUCUGAUAUAGUAUUUUUAUAUAUGUUUGUACUUAUAUUUGGUUUAAUAUAUAUUCCAUGUAUUUUAUAGAACACCAGUGCCAAGCUGCAUGGGCUCUCUCAUUGAAAUUUGUUGUCACUCUGUCUUUGCCCCAUGCCAUGUGGCAUCUGACAACUUUACACUUUUUUCCCGCUAGAACCACUAGGCCAGUUUCUACCGAAAUUACUUAAACCAUACUUGGGUAAAAAGAAUUCAAUUUUUGUUCAUAGAAAAAUUGGGAUUGUUUUUAAAUUUUCUUCAUCAGAACCGUUACUACAAGAAGAUUUUAAGUACUUUUUUUUAAUAAAAAGUAUAUUGAUUAAUGACAUUUGUGGUCGUAAUACGAGUUCAAAGUUCCUUCAAAACCUUGUACAGAACAGCUAGGUUGAUUCAAAUUACACAGCCUGUAAGUUAAUUGACCUAAAUUAUCAAAUUCGUUCAUUUUAUGACCUUGAGAUAUAAGUUACCACAGAGGUUCACAGAGGAUAUAAAGAAAUAUUUUUACAAAUCAGAAAGUCUCUGUUAGUUGAAUUAACAAGCGACAUCCGUAGUAAUGUUUUGAUACUAGGUUUGGACUAAAAUAGUCAUAAUUUUCUAAUAAAAAUAUACAAUAUCAUCCACAUAACAGCUGGGUUAUUAAAGUCUGUGUGUAGUACUAAUUCAUAUAUUAUAAUGUCAUUAUCUUAAGAAUAUGCAGAUGUCAUAAUAGGCAGGGAUUCAUUUCAGAAAAGGAUGUUCAGAUUUUUAUAGAAAGACUCUCUUUCUACAGGAAGUUAAUUAAUUAUUCAAUAACCAUCCAUUUGUUUUACUGCAAAUAGCUCAAGUUUGUGAAUUCGAACAUAUACUUUCCCAGAAGAGAUCGGUGUGGUAGCAGAAGUUAAAAAAAUUAUACUAUUAUCUAACAAGAUAAUUCCAAAUGUAUUUUUCUGCAUCAUGCGACCCAUGUGAGCGUUGUGUAAAGUACGGUCCCUUCUUUUCUUUCUGACCAGUCAGCUUUGUCAUUGCUUGUAUGAAUCAAUAAAGUUUUUUUUUUCCUU
Saccostrea echinata is the source of this 13842-nucleotide messenger RNA. RefSeq lists its product as uncharacterized. Bases 49 to 11991 code for a protein of 3980 amino acids. Gene Ontology annotation, molecular function: protein binding. The transcript is spliced from 35 exons. NCBI's taxonomy places the organism in Eukaryota, Metazoa, Mollusca, Bivalvia, Ostreida, Ostreidae. The record is from RefSeq and is a predicted model, not a curated record.